Messenger RNA from Gloeophyllum trabeum ATCC 11539, 1260 nucleotides. RefSeq lists its product as uncharacterized. The transcript has a single exon. The coding region runs from base 1 to 1260 and encodes 419 amino acids. The record is from RefSeq and is a predicted model, not a curated record. Lineage: Eukaryota; Fungi; Basidiomycota; Agaricomycetes; Gloeophyllales; Gloeophyllaceae.
AUGUACCUCGACUCGGAGAACCCUGCGGAAAUUGGUGACCUACGACUGGUCUGCCAGCACGGGAGAGCCGUCGCAGACCAAACACCACAGUUGUGGUGCACGGUCGUUGUAGCCGGGCUGCGGUCGUUCAACGACUUGGACGGUCUGCGACAGCGCCUCCGUCGGUCAGGUGUCUUACCCUUGCACAUCACCUUGCGCAGUCGGGACAUCCCCGAGAAUACGCUGAUGCCUGUCAUCACUGCACUCUCAGAGUAUCUUCCCCGGAUCCGGACUUUCGAGGUCACCUCAGCUGAUUUCAGGCUCCUGCUGCAGUCCUUCGCCUCAUUGAGCAACGGCGCAGUAGACCCCGCGUUGUUUCUGGAGGGUUUGAGGCUUGAUUGGGAAGACCCGCACCCCCUCCUCACUUAUUCGGUUGGCCAGAGUUAUGACCUAGGCUAUGUCUUCCCUGCCUGUCCUCGACUACGACUGCUCGAAAUUCCCGUCGGGUUCUCUGUGACGAACAAGGCGUUCUUGGCAAAUCUGACGGCCCUCAGGUUCUUCGCCAUCAACAGCCACUUCGUUGUCCUUGACAGAUCCGCGUUCGAUAAUGUGCUAGAUAUGCUGGCGGCAUGUCCCCAUCUGGAGCAAUUGGUUUGGCAGGGGCCGCAGCUCCCUUUUACACUGCUGAAGCGCGCCUUUCAACCACAGCGAAUAAUCUCGAUGCCUUGGCUCAAGAUCGCCGAAAUUACGACCCCCGGCCCUGGCCUCGAUUUGUUGGGAUGUCUUGAGGCACCGAUAUUGGACACCCUUUUCCUGGAAGGUUCGCAGACGUAUGGCAUGUUUGGACCCGACAUUGAUGCUCAGGGAAGAGGACUACUCGCCGUCGUCAGAAAUCUCAUCUGGCGCUCUCCAAAGCUGGAAAUCGUCCGGCUGUGUUGUAUCGGGCGCUUCGCGGAGUCAGAUGCACUCUUCGAUCUAUUCUUUCAUUCGUUUCCGGACAUGGUGCACCUCGCCCUCGCGCGGUGCGACAUCAGGGGGAUCCUGCCCCGAUACACCGACCUUUGGCCCUGCGUUACCUCGAGAAAGCUGAAGGCACUGCAGUUGUACGGAUGCGACAGACUCGACGCCCCUUACUUGGUCGACUUUGUUCAUGACGGCGCAUCUUUCGGCUGUCCCCUGGACCUCUUGAUCGUCAACCGUUGUGGCCGGAUUCUGGAUGCCGACUUCCAGCAAAUGAGGGGGCAUGUCACGACGUACAGCGAGUUCCAUCCCGCGGUGUAG